AUGGGUGACGUCGAGUACGGCAAGAUCUACGACUUCUACCUGCCCCCUGAGUUCCUCCGCCUGUACGACGGCCCGGCCGUGAACGUGGAGGACAUGUGGCGCAUCCUGGGCAAGGGCACCAGCAACGGUGGCCUCGUGGUGGGCACCAUCAUCAAGCCCAAGCUCGGCCUGCAGCCCAAGCCAUUCGGCGAGGCCUGCUACGCGUUCUGGCAGGGCGGCGACUUCAUCAAGAACGAUGAGCCCCAGGGCAACCAGGUGUUCUGCCAGAUGAACGAGGUCAUCCCAGAGGUUGUGAAGGCCAUGAGGGCGUGCAUCAAGGAGACUGGUGUGGGCAAGCUCUUCUCUGCCAACAUCACCGCGGAUGAUCCCAACGAGAUGAUUGCCCGCGGCAAGUACUGUCUGUCCCAGUUCGGUCCUCUGUCCGAGAACUGCGCGUUCUUGGUGGAUGGCUACGUGGCCGGAGGCACGGCCGUGACCUGCGCCCGCCGCAACUUCCCAGGACAGUUCCUGCACUACCACCGUGCCGGACAUGGAUCCGUGACCAGCCCCCAGACGCAGCGUGGUUACACCGCCUUCGUGCACACCAAGAUCUCCCGAGUCAUCGGUGCGUCCGGCAUCCACACCGGAACCAUGAGCUUCGGCAAGAUGGAGGGCGAUGCCUCAGACAAGAACAUCGCCUUCAUGCUGCAGGACGACGCGGCCGAUGGCCCCUACUACCACCAGCCAUGGGAGGGCAUGAAGCAGACGACUCCCAUCAUCUCCGGCGGCAUGAACGCCCUGCGCCUGCCGGCCUUCUUCGAGAAUCUUGGACACUCCAACGUGAUCCUGACCGCCGGCGGUGGCUCUUUCGGCCACAAGGAUGGCCCCAAGCCGGGCGCCGUCUCCUGCCGACAGGGUGAGGAGGCCUGGAAGGCCUGGAAGUCCGGACAGUACGGCAACAUCAGCCUGAGCGAUGGCGUGAUCGAGUUCGCCAAGACCCACGAGGAGAUCAAGGGUGCCUUCCUCACCUUCCAGAAGGAUGCGGACCAGAUCUACCCUGGCUGGAAGGAGAAGCUCGGAUACACUGGCGAGUCGUCCGUGCAGGCGGCCAGCUUCGACUGGGCCAAGAAGGCCUCCGCCGCCGCCUUCGUGGGUGCCAGCGUGGCCCCGGCCAAGAAGGAGAGCAGCGUCUCGCGCAAGGCCCUGGAUCAGUCCAGCCGCUACGCGGACCUGUCCCUGGAUGAGGUAAGUCUAAGGAACGGCAAGCACGUGCUGGUGGCGUACAUCAUGAAGCCGAAGGCAGGGUACGACUACCUGGCCACCGCCGCCCACUUCGCUGCCGAGUCCUCCACGGGCACUAACGUGAAUGUGUGCACCACUGACGACUUCACGAAGUCCGUGGAUGCCCUGGUGUACUACAUCGACCCCGACAGCGAGGAGAUGAAGAUCGCCUACCCCAACCUGUUGUUCGACCGCAACAUCAUCGAUGGCCGCGCCAUGAUGUGCUCCUUCCUGACCUUGUCCAUCGGUAUGGGCGACGUCGAGUACGGCAAGAUCUACGACUUCUACCUGCCCCCUGAGUUCCUCCGCCUGUACGACGGCCCGGCCGUGAACGUGGAGGACAUGUGGCGCAUCCUGGGCAAGGGCACCAGCAACGGUGGCCUCGUGGUGGGCACCAUCAUCAAGCCCAAGCUCGGCCUGCAGCCCAAGCCAUUCGGCGAGGCCUGCUACGCGUUCUGGCAGGGCGGCGACUUCAUCAAGAACGAUGAGCCCCAGGGCAACCAGGUGUUCUGCCAGAUGAACGAGGUCAUCCCAGAGGUUGUGAAGGCCAUGAGGGCGUGCAUCAAGGAGACCGGCGUGGGCAAGCUCUUCUCUGCCAACAUCACCGCGGAUGAUCCCAACGAGAUGAUUGCCCGCGGCAAGUACUGUCUGUCCCAGUUCGGACCUCUGUCCGAGAACUGCGCGUUCUUGGUGGAUGGAUACGUGGCCGGAGGCACGGCCGUGACCUGCGCCCGCCGCAACUUCCCAGGACAGUUCCUGCACUACCACCGUGCCGGACAUGGAUCCGUGACCAGCCCCCAGACCCAGCGUGGUUACACCGCCUUCGUGCACACCAAGAUCUCCCGAGUCAUCGGUGCGUCUGGCAUCCACACCGGCACCAUGAGCUUCGGCAAGAUGGAGGGCGAUGCCUCGGACAAGAACAUCGCCUUCAUGCUGCAGGACGACGCGGCCGAUGGCCCCUACUACCACCAGCCGUGGGAGGGCAUGAAGCAGACCACUCCCAUCAUCUCCGGCGGCAUGAACGCCCUGCGCCUGCCGGCCUUCUUCGAGAACCUUGGACACUCCAACGUGAUCCUGACGGCCGGUGGUGGCUCCUUCGGCCACAAGGAUGGCCCCAAGCCGGGUGCCGUCUCCUGCCGCCAGGGUGAGGAGGCCUGGAAGGCCUGGAAGUCCGGACAGUACGGCAACAUCAGCCUGAGCGAUGGCGUGAUCGAGUUCGCCAAGACCCACGAGGAGAUCAAGGGUGCCUUCCUCACCUUCCAGAAGGAUGCGGACCAGAUCUACCCUGGCUGGAAGGAGAAGCUCGGAUACACUGGCGAGUCGUCCGUGCAGGCGGCCAGCUUCGACUGGGCCAAGAAAGCCUCCGCUGCCGCCUUCGUGGGUGCCAGCGUGGCCCCGGCCAAGAAGGAGAGCAGCGUCUCGCGCAAGGCCCUGGAUCAGUCCAGCCGCUAUGCAGAUCUGUCCCUGGAUGAGGCAACUCUCAUCAAGAACGGCAAGCACGUGCUGGUGGCGUACAUCAUGAAGCCGAAGGCAGGGUACGACUACCUGGCCACCGCCGCCCACUUCGCUGCCGAGUCCUCCACGGGAACCAACGUGAACGUGUGCACCACGGACGACUUCACGAAGUCCGUGGAUGCCCUGGUGUACUACAUCGACCCCGACAGCGAGGAGAUGAAGAUCGCCUACCCCAACCUGUUGUUCGACCGCAACAUCACCGAUGGCCGCGCCAUGAUGUGCUCCUUUCUGACCCUGUCCAUCGGUAUGGGCGACGUCGAGUACGGCAAGAUCUACGACUUCUACCUGCCCCCUGAAUUCCUCCGCCUGUACGACGGCCCGGCUGUGAACGUGGAGGACAUGUGGCGCAUCCUGGGCAAGGGCACCAGCAACGGUGGCCUCGUGGUGGGCACCAUCAUCAAGCCCAAGCUCGGCCUGCAGCCCAAGCCAUUCGGCGAGGCCUGCUACGCGUUCUGGCAGGGCGGCGACUUCAUCAAGAACGAUGAGCCCCAGGGCAACCAGGUGUUCUGCCAGAUGAACGAGGUCAUCCCAGAGGUCGUGAAGGCCAUGAGGGCGUGCAUCAAGGAGACCGGCGUGGGCAAGCUCUUCUCUGCCAACAUCACCGCGGAUGAUCCCAACGAGAUGAUUGCCCGCGGCAAGUACUGCCUGUCCCAGUUCGGUCCUCUGUCCGAGAACUGCGCGUUCUUGGUGGAUGGCUACGUGGCUGGUGGCACGGCCGUGACCUGCGCCCGCCGCAACUUCCCAGGACAGUUCCUGCACUACCACCGUGCCGGACAUGGAUCCGUGACCAGCCCCCAGACCCAGCGUGGUUACACCGCCUUCGUGCACACCAAGAUCUCCCGAGUCAUCGGUGCGUCUGGCAUCCACACCGGCACCAUGAGCUUCGGCAAGAUGGAGGGCGAUGCCUCGGACAAGAACAUCGCCUUCAUGCUGCAGGACGACGCGGCCGAUGGCCCCUACUACCACCAGCCGUGGGAGGGCAUGAAGCAGACCACUCCCAUCAUCUCUGGCGGCAUGAACGCCCUGCGCCUGCCGGCCUUCUUCGAGAACCUGGGACACUCCAACGUGAUCCUGACCGCCGGUGGCGGCUCAUUCGGCCACAAGGAUGGCCCCAAGCCGGGUGCCGUCUCCUGCCGCCAGGGUGAGGAGGCCUGGAAGGCCUGGAAGUCCGGACAGUACGGCAACAUCAGCCUGAGCGAUGGCGUGAUCGAGUUCGCCAAGACCCACGAGGAGAUCAAGGGUGCCUUCCUCACGUUCCAGAAGGAUGCGGACCAGAUCUACCCUGGCUGGAAGGAGAAGCUCGGCUACACCGGCGAGUCGUCCGUGCAGGCGGCCAGCUUCGACUGGGCCAAGAAGGCCUGCUUUGCGACUUAUAGCUGUGCUCUCAUCGAUGCACCUUUCUCCAAAUGGCGCCUCGCUAUGGCUCAGCGCCCAUCCAACCUGGCCCUUGCUGGGGCGGCCGCAGGCGGGCUCGCGCUACUGGGUGCCACCGCCGAUGCCUUCGUUGCGGCACCACGGGAGGCCAGCGCUCCGAGCCUCCGUGGCGCCUCCCUGGCGCAGGCGCAGGGCACGAGCGCCGGUAGCUCCUCCUUUGCCGCGCCUUGGUGCGUCUCGCUGUGGUUGGGGCAGCAGAUCCCCGCCCUUGCUGCUGGCGGUGCCGUUGCCGCGGCCGCUGCGGCCUCCGGCCGCCCAGGACGCCAGACGCGAAGCUCGGUGCUUCCCACCACAGUGGUGCCGGUGAAGGACUGGGGCAUGACGGGCCUUCUAGGCCCUGCCCUUAGUAUGAAGUGCGGGCCCUUACAGGACAGCCGGGUGACCCUCAAGGCCCUCGACCAAUCCAGCCGCUAUGCGGACUUGUCCCUGGACGAAGCGACCCUGAUCAAGAACGGCAAGCACGUGCUGGUUGCGUACAUCAUGAAGCCGAAGGCAGGCUACGACUACCUGGCCACCGCCGCCCACUUCGCAGCCGAGUCCUCCACGGGCACCAACGUGAACGUGUGCACCACGGACGACUUCACGAAGUCCGUGGAUGCCCUGGUGUACUACAUCGACCCCGACAGCGAGGAGAUGAAGAUCGCCUACCCCAACCUGUUGUUCGACCGCAACAUCACCGAUGGCCGCGCCAUGAUGUGCUCUUUCCUGACCUUGUCCAUCGGUAUGGGUGACGUCGAGUAUGGCAAGAUCUACGACUUCUACCUGCCCCCUGAGUUCCUCCGCCUGUAUGACGGCCCGGCCGUGAACGUGGAGGACAUGUGGCGCAUCCUGGGCAAGGGCACCAGCAACGGCGGCCUCGUGGUGGGCACCAUCAUCAAGCCCAAGCUCGGACUGCAGCCCAAGCCAUUCGGCGAGGCCUGCUACGCAUUCUGGCAGGGUGGCGACUUCAUCAAGAACGAUGAGCCCCAGGGCAACCAGGUGUUCUGCCAGAUGAACGAGGUCAUCCCAGAGGUCGUGAAGGCCAUGAGGGCGUGCAUCAAGGAGACCGGCGUGGGCAAGCUCUUCUCUGCCAACAUCACCGCGGAUGAUCCCAACGAGAUGAUUGCCCGCGGCAAGUACUGUCUGUCCCAGUUCGGUCCUCUGUCUGAGAAUUGCGCGUUCUUGGUGGAUGGCUACGUGGCUGGAGGCACGGCCGUGACCUGCGCCCGCCGCAACUUCCCGGGGCAGUUCCUGCACUACCACCGUGCCGGACAUGGAUCCGUGACCAGCCCCCAGACCCAGCGUGGUUACACCGCCUUCGUGCACACCAAGAUCUCCCGAGUCAUCGGUGCGUCCGGCAUCCACACCGGAACCAUGAGCUUCGGCAAGAUGGAGGGCGAUGCCUCGGACAAGAACAUCGCCUUCAUGCUGCAAGACGACGCGGCCGAUGGCCCCUACUACCACCAGCCAUGGGAGGGCAUGAAGCAGACCACUCCCAUCAUCUCCGGCGGCAUGAACGCCCUGCGCCUGCCGGCCUUCUUCGAGAACCUUGGACACUCCAACGUGAUCCUGACCGCCGGUGGCGGCUCCUUCGGCCACAAGGAUGGCCCCAAGCCGGGUGCCGUCUCCUGCCGCCAGGGUGAGGAGGCCUGGAAGGCCUGGAAGUCCGGACAGUACGGCAACAUCAGCCUGAGCGAUGGCGUGAUCGAGUUCGCCAAGACCCACGAGGAGAUCAAGGGUGCCUUCCUCACCUUCCAGAAGGAUGCGGACCAGAUCUACCCGGGCUGGAAGGAGAAGCUCGGCUACACAGGCGAGUCGUCCGUGCAGGCGGCCAGCUUCGACUGGGCCAAGAAGGCCUCCGCCGCCGCCUUCGUGGGUGCCAGCGUGGCCCCGGCCAAGAAGGAGAGCAGCGUCUCGCGCAAGGCCCUGGAUCAGUCCAGCCGCUACGCGGACCUGUCCCUGGAUGAGGCGACUCUCAUCAAGAGACCCAGCUGCAGGAACGGCAAGCACGUGCUGGUGGCAUACAUCAUGAAGCCGAAGGCAGGGUACGACUACCUGGCCACCGCCGCCCACUUCGCUGCCGAGUCCUCCACGGGAACCAACGUGAACGUGUGCACCACGGACGACUUCACGAAGUCCGUGGAUGCCCUGGUGUACUACAUCGACCCCGACAGCGAGGAGAUGAAGAUCGCCUACCCCAACCUGUUGUUCGACCGCAACAUCACCGAUGGCCGCGCCAUGAUGUGCUCUUUCCUGACCUUGUCCAUCGGCAACAACCAGGGCUGGGGGCUCAGCUUGGGUAUGGGUGAUGUCGAGUACGGCAAGAUCUACGACUUCUACCUGCCCCCUGAGUUCCUCCGCCUGUAUGACGGCCCGGCCGUGAACGUGGAGGACAUGUGGCGCAUCCUGGGCAAGGGCACCAGCAACGGCGGCCUCGUGGUGGGCACCAUCAUCAAGCCCAAGCUCGGACUGCAGCCCAAGCCAUUCGGCGAGGCCUGCUACGCAUUCUGGCAGGGUGGCGACUUCAUCAAGAACGAUGAGCCCCAGGGCAACCAGGUGUUCUGCCAGAUGAACGAGGUCAUCCCAGAGGUCGUGAAGGCCAUGAGGGCGUGCAUCAAGGAGACCGGCGUGGGCAAGCUCUUCUCUGCCAACAUCACCGCGGAUGAUCCCAACGAGAUGAUUGCCCGCGGCAAGUACUGUCUGUCCCAGUUCGGUCCUCUGUCUGAGAAUUGCGCGUUCUUGGUGGAUGGCUACGUGGCUGGAGGCACGGCCGUGACCUGCGCCCGCCGCAACUUCCCAGGACAGUUCCUGCACUACCACCGUGCCGGACAUGGAUCCGUGACCAGCCCCCAGACCCAGCGUGGUUACACCGCCUUCGUGCACACCAAGAUCUCCCGAGUCAUCGGUGCGUCCGGCAUCCACACCGGAACCAUGAGCUUCGGCAAGAUGGAGGGCGAUGCCUCGGACAAGAACAUCGCCUUCAUGCUGCAGGACGACGCGGCCGAUGGCCCCUACUACCACCAGCCAUGGGAGGGCAUGAAGCAGACCACUCCCAUCAUCUCCGGCGGCAUGAACGCCCUGCGCCUGCCGGCCUUCUUCGAGAACCUUGGACACUCCAACGUGAUCCUGACCGCCGGUGGCGGCUCCUUCGGCCACAAGGAUGGCCCCAAGCCGGGUGCCGUCUCCUGCCGCCAGGGUGAGGAGGCCUGGAAGGCCUGGAAGUCCGGACAGUACGGCAACAUCAGCCUGAGCGAUGGCGUGAUCGAGUUCGCCAAGACCCACGAGGAGAUCAAGGGUGCCUUCCUCACCUUCCAGAAGGAUGCGGACCAGAUCUACCCGGGCUGGAAGGAGAAGCUCGGCUACACCGGCGAGUCGUCCGUGCAGGCGGCCAGCUUCGACUGGGCCAAGAAGGCCUCCGCCGCCGCCUUCGUGGGUGCCAGCGUGGCCCCGGCCAAGAAGGAGAGCAGCGUCUCGCGCAAGGCCCUGGAUCAGUCCAGCCGCUACGCGGACCUGUCCCUGGAUGAGGCGACUCUCAUCAAGAGACCCAGCUGCAGGAACGGCAAGCACGUGCUGGUGGCAUACAUCAUGAAGCCGAAGGCAGGGUACGACUACCUGGCCACCGCCGCCCACUUCGCUGCCGAGUCCUCCACGGGAACCAACGUGAACGUGUGCACCACGGACGACUUCACGAAGUCCGUGGAUGCCCUGGUGUACUACAUCGACCCCGACAGCGAGGAGAUGAAGAUCGCCUACCCCAACCUGUUGUUCGACCGCAACAUCACCGAUGGCCGCGCCAUGAUGUGCUCUUUCCUGACCUUGUCCAUCGGUAUGGGUGAUGUCGAGUACGGCAAGAUCUACGACUUCUACCUGCCUCCUGAGUUCCUCCGCCUGUACGACGGCCCGGCCGUGAACGUGGAGGACAUGUGGCGCAUCCUGGGCAAGGGCACCAGCAACGGUGGCCUCGUGGUGGGCACCAUUAUCAAGCCCAAGCUCGGCCUGCAGCCCAAGCCAUUUGGCGAGGCCUGCUACGCGUUCUGGCAGGGCGGCGACUUCAUCAAGAACGAUGAGCCCCAGGGCAACCAGGUGUUCUGCCAGAUGAACGAGGUCAUCCCAGAGGUCGUGAAGGCCAUGAGGGCGUGCAUCAAGGAGACCGGCGUGGGCAAGCUCUUCUCUGCCAACAUCACCGCGGAUGAUCCCAACGAGAUGAUUGCCCGCGGCAAGUACUGCCUGUCCCAGUUCGGUCCUCUGUCCGAGAACUGUGCAUUCUUGGUGGAUGGCUACGUGGCUGGCGGCACGGCCGUGACCUGCGCCCGCCGCAACUUCCCAGGACAGUUCCUGCACUACCACCGUGCCGGACAUGGCUCCGUGACCAGCCCCCAGACCCAGCGUGGUUACACCGCCUUCGUGCACACCAAGAUCUCCCGAGUCAUCGGUGCGUCCGGCAUCCACACCGGGACCAUGAGCUUCGGCAAGAUGGAGGGCGAUGCCUCGGACAAGAACAUCGCCUUCAUGCUGCAGGACGACGCGGCCGAUGGCCCCUACUACCACCAGCCAUGGGAGGGCAUGAAGCAGACCACCCCCAUCAUCUCUGGCGGCAUGAACGCCCUGCGCCUGCCGGCCUUCUUCGAGAACCUGGGACACUCCAACGUGAUCCUGACCGCCGGUGGCGGCUCCUUCGGCCACAAGGAUGGCCCCAAGCCGGGUGCCGUCUCCUGCCGCCAGGGUGAGGAGGCCUGGAAGGCCUGGAAGUCCGGACAGUACGGCAACAUCAGCCUGAGCGAUGGUGUGAUCGAGUUCGCCAAGACCCACGAGGAGAUCAAGGGUGCCUUCCUCACGUUCCAGAAGGAUGCGGACCAGAUCUACCCUGGCUGGAAGGAGAAGCUCGGCUACACCGGCGAGUCGUCCGUGCAGGCGGCCAGCUUCGACUGGGCCAAGAAGGCUUUGCGACUUAUAGCUGUGCUCUCAUCGAUGCACCUUUCUCCGGACGGGCGGCGCUGCCCGUCGUCAGUUUUCGCUGGCGUCUGCAUCCCUCUGCUUGACUCCUACAUACGUGAAGCCAAGGCUGAGUUUUUGAACUUGCGCUUUGCUAUGCAGACUCCGGACAAUUUUACGAACCAACUCUUUGCACCAGCUAGCACAGGGUUCCAAACCAGGCGCCUCGCUAUGGCUCAGCGCCCAUCCAACCUGGCCCUCGCUGGGGCGGCCGCAGGCGGACUCGCGCUGCUGGGUUCCACCGCCGAUGCCUUCGUUGCAGCGCCGCGGGAGGCCGGUGCGCCAAGCCUCCGUGGCACCUCCCUGGCCCAGGCGCAGGUGCAGGGAACAAGCACCGGCAGCUCCUCCUUCGCUGCCCUUGCCGCCGGCGGUGCCGUUGCCGCGGCCGCUGUGGCCGCCGGUCGCCCAGGACGCCAGACGCGAAGCUCUGUCCUUCCUACCACAGUGGUGCCGGUGAAGGACAGCCGGGUGGCACGCAAAGCCCUUGACCAAUCCAGCCGCUAUGCGGACCUGUCCCUGGACGAAGCGACCCUGAUCAAGAAUGGCAAGCACGUGCUGGUGGCGUACAUCAUGAAGCCGAAGGCAGGGUACGACUACCUGGCCACUGCGGCCCACUUCGCCGCCGAGUCCUCCACGGGCACCAACGUGAACGUGUGCACCACGGACGACUUCACGAAGUCCGUGGAUGCCCUGGUGUACUACAUCGACCCCGACAGCGAGGAGAUGAAGAUCGCCUACCCCAACCUUCUGUUCGAUCGCAACAUCACCGAUGGUCGCGCCAUGAUGUGCUCCUUCCUGACCUUGUCCAUCGGUAUGGGCGACGUCGAGUACGGCAAGAUCUACGAUUUCUACCUGCCCCCUGAGUUCCUCCGCCUGUACGACGGCCCGGCCGUGAACGUGGAGGACAUGUGGCGCAUCCUGGGCAAGGGCACCAGCAACGGUGGCCUCGUGGUGGGCACCAUCAUCAAGCCCAAGCUCGGACUGCAGCCCAAGCCAUUCGGCGAGGCCUGCUACGCAUUCUGGCAGGGUGGCGACUUCAUCAAGAACGAUGAGCCCCAGGGCAACCAGGUGUUCUGCCAGAUGAACGAGGUCAUCCCAGAGGUUGUGAAGGCCAUGAGGGCGUGCAUCAAGGAGACCGGCGUGGGCAAGCUCUUCUCUGCCAACAUCACCGCGGACGAUCCCAACGAGAUGAUUGCCCGCGGCAAGUACUGUCUGUCCCAGUUCGGUCCUCUGUCCGAGAACUGCGCGUUCUUGGUGGAUGGCUAUGUGGCUGGAGGCACGGCCGUGACGUGCGCCCGCCGCAACUUCCCAGGACAGUUCCUGCACUACCACCGUGCCGGACAUGGAUCCGUGACCAGCCCCCAGACCCAGCGUGGUUACACCGCCUUCGUGCACACCAAGAUCUCCCGAGUCAUCGGUGCAUCCGGCAUCCACACCGGCACCAUGAGCUUCGGCAAGAUGGAGGGCGAUGCCUCGGACAAGAACAUUGCCUUCAUGCUGCAGGACGACGCGGCCGAUGGCCCCUAUUACCACCAGCCUUGGGAGGGCAUGAAGCAGACCACUCCCAUCAUCUCCGGCGGCAUGAACGCCCUGCGCCUGCCGGCCUUCUUCGAGAACCUUGGACACUCCAACGUGAUCCUGACCGCCGGUGGCGGCUCCUUCGGCCACAAGGAUGGCCCCAAGCCGGGUGCCGUCUCCUGCCGCCAGGGUGAGGAGGCCUGGAAGGCCUGGAAGUCCGGACAGUACGGCAACAUCAGCCUGAGCGAUGGCGUGAUCGAGUUCGCCAAGACCCACGAGGAGAUCAAGGGUGCCUUCCUGACCUUCCAGAAGGAUGCGGACCAGAUCUACCCGGGCUGGAAGGAGAAGCUCGGCUACACCGGCGAGUCGUCCGUGCAGGCGGCCAGCUUCGACUGGGCCAAGAAGGCCUCCGCGGCGGCCUUCGUGGGUGCCAGCGUGGCCCCGGCCAAGAAGGAGAGCAGCGUCUCGCGCAAGGCCCUGGAUCAGUCCAGCCGCUACGCGGACCUGUCCCUGGAUGAGGCGACUCUCAUCAAGAGACCCAGCUGCAGGAACGGCAAGCACGUGCUGGUGGCGUACAUCAUGAAGCCGAAGGCAGGGUACGACUACCUGGCCACCGCCGCCCACUUCGCUGCCGAGUCCUCCACGGGCACCAACGUGAACGUGUGCACCACUGACGACUUCACGAAGUCCGUGGAUGCCCUGGUGUACUACAUCGACCCCGACAGCGAGGAGAUGAAGAUCGCCUACCCCAACCUUCUGUUCGAUCGCAACAUCACCGAUGGUCGCGCCAUGAUGUGCUCCUUCCUGACCUUGUCCAUCGGCAACAACCAGGGUAUGGGCGACGUCGAGUACGGCAAGAUCUACGAUUUCUACCUGCCCCCUGAGUUCCUCCGCCUGUACGACGGCCCGGCCGUGAACGUGGAGGACAUGUGGCGCAUCCUGGGCAAGGGCACCAGCAACGGUGGCCUCGUGGUGGGCACCAUCAUCAAGCCCAAGCUCGGCCUGCAGCCCAAGCCAUUCGGCGAGGCCUGCUACGCAUUCUGGCAGGGUGGCGACUUCAUCAAGAACGAUGAGCCCCAGGGCAACCAGGUGUUCUGCCAGAUGAACGAGGUCAUCCCAGAGGUUGUGAAGGCCAUGAGGGCGUGCAUCAAGGAGACCGGCGUGGGCAAGCUCUUCUCUGCCAACAUCACCGCGGACGAUCCCAACGAGAUGAUUGCCCGCGGCAAGUACUGCCUGUCCCAGUUCGGUCCUCUGUCUGAGAAUUGCGCGUUCUUGGUGGAUGGCUACGUGGCUGGAGGCACGGCCGUGACCUGCGCCCGCCGCAACUUCCCGGGGCAGUUCCUGCACUACCACCGUGCCGGACAUGGAUCCGUGACCAGCCCCCAGACCCAGCGUGGUUACACCGCCUUCGUGCACACCAAGAUCUCCCGAGUCAUCGGUGCGUCCGGCAUCCACACCGGAACCAUGAGCUUCGGCAAGAUGGAGGGCGAUGCCUCGGACAAGAACAUCGCCUUCAUGCUGCAGGACGACGCGGCCGAUGGCCCCUACUACCACCAGCCAUGGGAGGGCAUGAAGCAGACCACUCCCAUCAUCUCCGGCGGCAUGAACGCCCUGCGCCUGCCGGCCUUCUUCGAGAACCUGGGACACUCCAACGUGAUCCUGACCGCCGGUGGCGGCUCCUUCGGCCACAAGGAUGGCCCCAAGCCGGGUGCCGUCUCCUGCCGCCAGGGUGAGGAGGCCUGGAAGGCCUGGAAGUCCGGACAGUACGGCAACAUCAGCCUGAGCGAUGGCGUGAUCGAGUUCGCCAAGACCCACGAGGAGAUCAAGGGUGCCUUCCUGACCUUCCAGAAGGAUGCGGACCAGAUCUACCCGGGCUGGAAGGAGAAGCUCGGCUACACCGGCGAGUCGUCCGUGCAGGCGGCCAGCUUCGACUGGGCCAAGAAGGCCUCCGCGGCGGCCUUCGUGGGUGCCAGCGUGGCCCCGGCCAAGAAGGAGAGCAGCGUCUCGCGCAAGGCCCUGGAUCAGUCCAGCCGCUACGCGGACCUGUCCCUGGAUGAGGCGACUCUCAUCAAGAGACCCAGCUGCAGGAACGGCAAGCACGUGCUGGUGGCGUACAUCAUGAAGCCGAAGGCAGGGUACGACUACCUGGCCACCGCCGCCCACUUCGCUGCCGAGUCCUCCACGGGCACCAACGUGAACGUGUGCACCACUGACGACUUCACGAAGUCCGUGGAUGCCCUGGUGUACUACAUCGACCCCGACAGCGAGGAGAUGAAGAUCGCCUACCCCAACCUUCUGUUCGACCGCAACAUCAUCGAUGGUCGCGCCAUGAUGUGCUCCUUCCUGACCUUGUCCAUCGGCAACAACCAGGGUAUGGGCGACGUCGAGUACGGCAAGAUCUACGAUUUCUACCUGCCCCCUGAGUUCCUCCGCCUGUACGACGGCCCGGCCGUGAACGUGGAGGACAUGUGGCGCAUCCUGGGCAAGGGCACCAGCAACGGUGGCCUCGUGGUGGGCACCAUCAUCAAGCCCAAGCUCGGCCUGCAGCCCAAGCCAUUCGGCGAGGCCUGCUACGCAUUCUGGCAGGGUGGCGACUUCAUCAAGAACGAUGAGCCCCAGGGCAACCAGGUGUUCUGCCAGAUGAACGAGGUCAUCCCAGAGGUUGUGAAGGCCAUGAGGGCGUGCAUCAAGGAGACCGGCGUGGGCAAGCUCUUCUCUGCCAACAUCACCGCGGACGAUCCCAACGAGAUGAUUGCCCGUGGCAAGUACUGCCUGUCCCAGUUCGGUCCUCUGUCUGAGAAUUGCGCGUUCUUGGUGGAUGGCUACGUGGCUGGAGGCACGGCCGUGACCUGCGCCCGCCGCAACUUCCCAGGGCAGUUCCUGCACUACCACCGUGCCGGACAUGGAUCCGUGACCAGCCCCCAGACCCAGCGUGGUUACACCGCCUUCGUGCACACCAAGAUCUCCCGAGUCAUCGGUGCGUCCGGCAUCCACACCGGAACCAUGAGCUUCGGCAAGAUGGAGGGCGAUGCCUCGGACAAGAACAUCGCCUUCAUGCUGCAGGACGACGCGGCCGAUGGCCCCUACUACCACCAGCCAUGGGAGGGCAUGAAGCAGACCACUCCCAUCAUCUCCGGCGGCAUGAACGCCCUGCGCUUGCCGGCCUUCUUCGAGAACCUUGGACACUCCAACGUGAUCCUGACCGCCGGCGGUGGCUCCUUCGGCCACAAGGAUGGCCCCAAGCCGGGUGCCGUCUCCUGCCGCCAGGGUGAGGAGGCCUGGAAGGCCUGGAAGUCCGGACAGUACGGCAACAUCAGCCUGAGCGAUGGCGUGAUCGAGUUCGCCAAGACCCACGAGGAGAUCAAGGGUGCCUUCCUGACCUUCCAGAAGGAUGCGGACCAGAUCUACCCGGGCUGGAAGGAGAAGCUCGGCUACACCGGCGAGUCGUCCGUGCAGGCGGCCAGCUUCGACUGGGCCAAGAAGGCCUGA
Messenger RNA from Symbiodinium natans, 14187 nucleotides. Lineage: Eukaryota; Dinophyceae; Suessiales; Symbiodiniaceae. The record is from the annotation of a GenBank genome assembly.